CACCAAAGCAUCACAUACAUUAUUUCUUCUCUUCUCGUUUUCUUUAUAUUAUUCCUUUUUCACUACCUUUCUCAUUUCGAAAUGGCCAACGUUGACGUUGAACAAGUGAUUGCUCCAGCAGCAGAGAACGUUGAGGUGCCAACCAAGACAGUGGAGGAGCCAGUUGUGGUUACAGAAGAAGUCGUGGCCGCGACGGAGUCUGCUCCUGCUCCAGCCGCCGUAACUGAACAAGAAUCCGAAGCAUCAGUCGUAGAAACAAGCAAAGAAGUGGUUGUGGAAGAGGCAGAGAAAGAAACUGAGAAGAAACCAGAGGAGCCAAAGGUAGAGGAGGAAGAAGAGAAGACAGAAACUCCGGUGAUUGCGGAGGAGGCAAAGACAGAAGAGAAGGAGGAGGUGACUGAAACUCCGGUGGUUGUGGAGGAGGAGAAGAAGGCUGAGGCAGAGGAAGUUGUGGCUGCUGGUGAAGUCGCCGCCGAGAAGGCCGAGGAGUAAAGAUGACGAAACUACAUAUGAUCUUUGGUCUUAUUUGUUGUUUUUAAAAUAUUUAUUUUAUCAGCAUUUCAUAAGUAUUUUCUAUCGUUUGUUGGGUUUAUUGUGAUGAAACCAGAUGUUUGGGUAAUUUGAUGGUUACUACAUUGUUUACAUGCUUGGUCGUAGCUACAAAUUACAAACCAAUAAAUGGAGUACUAGAACUAUUUUGCGUUGGCGUUAACAUUAAAAUACAUUUGCUCAUACGAUGUUAUUAAC
Eruca vesicaria subsp. sativa (arugula) is the source of this 747-nucleotide messenger RNA. Lineage: Eukaryota; Viridiplantae; Streptophyta; Magnoliopsida; Brassicales; Brassicaceae. The record is from the annotation of a GenBank genome assembly.